GGACUUGUUCUGAUAUGAUAUUGGCCACUUCGAAGAUUUCUCCGGGGGGAAUCCGGAACCGGUUCCGGAGUGGCCAGUGGCCAGAAAAUCAUUUUGGAAGACCAUUUUUGAGAUGUGUUGACAAAAUGAAGAAUUUUGAUACCCAUAUUGAUGGGCUUUGCUCUGAUAUGAUAUUGGCCACUUCAUAGGUUCUCCGGGGGUACCCAGAACCGGUUCCGAAGUGGCCAGGGUCCAAGAACUGACCUCAAAUUAACUUUUCUGAGUUGGUCAUUCAAAAUCAUGAAGUUUAAUACCCAUAUUGCCUAUGUUUGAUCGGAUUGGAUACGGGUUAAUAUCAAAAUACCAAAAGUACGUCGUUUAUCGACCACCCAGUUUCUUUGGAUGACCCCCAAAAAAGUUCAUAUUUUCACCAAACAUUCUCCAAGAUGUGUACAACAAUUGAUUGAAAGGGUUUUACGAUAUCUUCAAUCCAAAAAUUAUAAAAAAUCAAACAGUGAAAAAAAUAACCCUGUGUGGCAAAGUUAAUCUCCCCUUAAUGUGGAUGGUUUGAUUUUUGCCAUUCCAUUUCUGGUCAACCUAACCUUGCAAAGGUGUCUAAAUCAAGAUAUCUUAUCUGGUAACAUCUAGGAUUACCAAUUUUAUCUAUCGAGUUACCAAAAUUUCAUCAAUGCAUAUGUCGCGUGCCCAUUAGUUGGUGUCCAGAAGUGAACCAAGUCAUACCACCGAAAUAACCUCAAAAAAUGGAGACAAGUGAUCUACCGAGCAACGCCUCCUUGGAUCGGUUUUUCUUCCAAGAUCGUUGGAACUCCCUGCUGGACGUGAUUGGUGACGAUCCCGAGUUCCUGUACAUCUGGGCGUUGACCACCUGGGUCAACGGAUUCUUCUGGGCGUUCGGCGGCCUAUUUGUACUGAUGGACGUCACGAAUCGACCGAGAUUCCUCCGAAAGUACAAAACACAACCCGGUAUGAACGAACCACUGGAGUGGGAUGGGUUGUGGAAGGUCGUCAAGACAAUUCUGUUCAACCAGACUGUGAUUGGAGUUCCGCUGACGUACGUUGGGUUCCACACGGCUGGCAAGUCCAACCUUCCGGAUGUCCGCGUGCUGCCAACUGGUUGGGAAGUGCUCCGAGAUCUGGCCGUUAGUUUGUUCUUCGCGGAAGUUGGUUUCUACUACGUCCAUCGGUUGCUACAUCUGAAGCCCCUCUACAGGUACGUCCAUAAACGGCACCACGAGUGGACGGCCCCUUUCGCUUGGGCCGCCAUGUACUGCCACCCGGUGGAGCACGUCGUAAGCAACAUGAUUCCACCGAUCAUCGGCAUCCACCUGAUGAAGAGCCACCUGGCCACGGCCGCCCUCUGGUUCCCGCUGGUCAUCGUCAACACCGUGCGGGACCACUGCGGGUACCAUUUGCCGUUUUUCCCAAGUGCUGAGUACCACGACUACCAUCACGCAAAGUUCACGGAGUGCUUCGGUACCUUUGGCUAUCUGGACUGGCUGCAUGGCACCGACAAAGGGUUUCGGAAGAGUAAACAGUGUCUGCGGCAUCGGGUUUUGUGGACCACCAAGUCAGCGCGGGAACUUUACCCCGAUAAGUGA
Messenger RNA from Culex pipiens pallens (northern house mosquito), 1598 nucleotides. Its product is annotated as fatty acid hydroxylase domain-containing protein 2-like. Gene Ontology annotation, molecular function: iron ion binding; C-4 methylsterol oxidase activity. The transcript is spliced from 2 exons. The record is from RefSeq and is a predicted model, not a curated record. Lineage: Eukaryota; Metazoa; Arthropoda; Insecta; Diptera; Culicidae. Gene Ontology annotation, biological process: sterol biosynthetic process. The coding region runs from base 741 to 1598 and encodes 285 amino acids.